AACGAGCUCCGUUUCCAGGACUUCAGAGCCACAGUCCAGCUGGAGAAAGAACUGAGAGAACAGAAGAAUAAUUCAUUCCUGCAGAUCUUACGAAUCUUCCUGAAUGGCCUCUUCUUCAAGGAGAAAAUUGAUGAGAAACAGUAUCGUAACAUCUUGACCAAGCAUGAAAAGUCCAUCCAGACAGGAGAGGAGGGGAUCCGAGCUGAGCUGCAGAGGCGGGAGAGGAGGUGAUGGCAGAUGAGAAGCUGCGGAAGGACCCUGUUGCCAUGCAGGAGGCUCUGGAGAAACUCCACCCACAGUAUGUCCAGAGGAUGAACUCAUUAUUGAAAGAGCAACAGGAGUCUGUGAGACAGGACCUCAGUACUGCUGGACUACCACAGAAUGAGCUGGAGAAAAUCAUGUCCAAGUUUGUUGACAACAUGGCAACAGUUGACAGGCUGAUGGGAGAGCAGUUUGCCAGACAGUCACUGGCUUUACAAGAACGUCUGGCCAAGAGACAGAGGCUGGCAGGAGAGCACACCUCUGCACAGAACAGGGAGGAGGAGGAGGUGGAGGAGAGGAUGAACCAGCAGCACAUCACUCUGGACAAACUCUGUCAGGACACCAAGCUACUGGACAAGCAGAGGGACAGUAUCUGGGCACAGUACCAGUCUGACAUGCAGAGGGUUGAGGAGAACUACAAUGCAGACCUGCAGGUUCAGCAGGACAUGCUGAAGGAGAAGCUGCAGCAGCGCAGGCAGCACAAGCUGCAGAAACUGGCAGCAAAGGAGGAGACGGAGAGGGAGGACCUUAACAACUCAGCUGCAGAAGGCCAGACUGAUCCCAAAGACUUUGUCAAGGCCCAACAUGACCUGAUGAUACAGCAGCAGCAGCGCAGGCUCAACAUUCUAGAGGAGCUGGAUGAGACUGAGGCUGAAGAACUGAGCAUGCUCAAACAGCAACUUGACACCAGCCGUGGACAGCUGCUGUUGGAACAUGACCAGUCCCUGUACGAGAACCUGCAGGCACGGGCACAGCUGUCGGAGAAGGAAGCCCGCAAACUCAUGAAGAAGCACCAGAUUCACAUGAAGAACUUCCAGGAACGUCAGGAUGAAGAAAGGGAGAGGCAACGAGAACAGCUGGAUGCCAAGUUGGCUCAAAGAAGAAGAAAAAUGGAGGAGCAGAGUGCUACAACCCAGGCAGAGCAGAAGAUGCUGAACGACCAGCAGGAGAGGGCCAUCACUAUGUUACUGGACACCCAGGCAGGACUCACAGAGGAGGCCAGGAAACAGAUAAUGAAGGAACAUGAACAGAACAUGAUCGCUGUGAACAACCAGCUGCAGAUCAGCCGUACUCGGCAACAGAAGAUCCUAGAACAGAAGCUUGCCCAGCGCAGGGCCAAACUGGAAGCUAAGACCAAGGCAAAGCAGGAUGAGAAAAAGAUGCUGGAGGAGGAAUAUGAGGAGAUGGUCCAGCAGCUGGAGGAGGAGCGUCAGCAGGCCCUCACUGAGCUCAGGAAGAGGCUAGCAGAGGAGACGGACCAGGCACUCAAGGCCCAGGAUGAACAGCUGGGUAAGGUGAUUGCCAGACUCCAGCUGGGGCAGGCUCGCCGGCAGUCCAUCAUCAGACGUCAGGAGAAGGCCAUCAAGGAGCUACAAGAACAGCUGGUGGACAAGGUGGCUGAGUCUGGUCAGGUGUCAGACACGAAGACCGAGCGGAUCCUACAGAACCACUACCGUGAGGUGGAGCUGAUUAACGAGCAGCUGCAGACCAGCAAGGAGAGGCAGAUGAGAGCGCUGCAGGAGAAACUGGAGGUCAAGCAGCUCAACAGGCAGAGAGCAAUUGAGGAAAAACUGGAUAAGGAAGAAAAGGAGCAGCUGAAGUAUGAAGCCAGAAGGGGAUCAUUGUCUGCGUCUGCUGCCCUGACAAAGUUGUUGAUGGACCGGCGCCACCAGGCGGCCAUAGAUGACCUGGAGCGGGAGAUGAAGCUGGAGCUAACCCGACAGACGGACCAGCUCAACCAGGAGCUGGAGGAACAGAUGAGGGGGGAGCUGGAGGACCGAGAGAAAGACCUGCUGUCCAAGCUAGCUGUGAUGGGAAACAUGUCCAAAAAGCAGCUAACUGAGGCAGUGGAGGAAGCUGUGGAAAAAGUGGGAGGAACUGCAGAUGCCAAGAAACUGACCAAAGACUUGGCCAAGAGGAUGAAGCGACCAGGCACAGCAGGGGUGGGAGCAGAAAGGGAUGAAGACAUUGAUGAUUAUAGGUUUCGACCAAAAACAGCUACAGGAGACGGUUAUGAUGAUGGUGUGCGACCAGGCAGACUUCCUAAGCUCAAGAAGAAGAAACCCAAGAAAGCUUUCACAGAUGAUUAUGAUGAUGAAUAGUUAAUUCCUUAUUUCGAAGGAUUAUUGGACAAUCAACGUUAUGUUUCAUGUAAUACGUUUUAAGGAAUCAAACUUGCUCUUGUCCUUGUGUCAAAUGAAGUGUUUUUAUGCUUUGAGCGGCCAUCAGGCUUCAAACAAAAUUACAAUUGAUUUAUCAUUAGUAUCUGUAUUUGUUCCAGUUAAUAUUUUUGUAAACUAGUAUUUGUUAAACAUGAAGUAUAGAGACUACAUAGGGAUAUUCUUUUUAAAAUAUAUAUUGCUUUCUAUCAAUAUGAAUGUCAGGUCAAGCAUAAACCUUCCUCAAUGUAUUUUGCACAGGAAUAAAAAAAAUCAUCUU
This is a messenger RNA of Branchiostoma floridae (Florida lancelet), 2700 nucleotides long. RefSeq lists its product as uncharacterized. Gene Ontology annotation, biological process: smoothened signaling pathway. NCBI's taxonomy places the organism in Eukaryota, Metazoa, Chordata, Leptocardii, Amphioxiformes, Branchiostomatidae. The record is from RefSeq and is a predicted model, not a curated record. The coding region runs from base 231 to 2363 and encodes 710 amino acids. The transcript has 22 exons.